Messenger RNA from Aaosphaeria arxii CBS 175.79, 977 nucleotides. RefSeq lists its product as uncharacterized. Lineage: Eukaryota; Fungi; Ascomycota; Dothideomycetes; Pleosporales. The transcript has 2 exons. Gene Ontology annotation, cellular component: intracellular membrane-bounded organelle. Gene Ontology annotation, biological process: vesicle-mediated transport. The record is from RefSeq and is a predicted model, not a curated record. Bases 321 to 797 code for a protein of 158 amino acids.
GAUCGGGUCCUUAGCCUACCAACCGACCACUCCACUCUAGUUCUCACCAUCACUCUCUAAUUCGUGCUCACACAAUAAGCCAAGAUGCCUGCCCUUCAACCAAGAGAUGUUCGGUGAGUUUGCGCCACCCUAGCUAUUUGUCUUGCGGUCUUGCUUGUUUCCUUUAUAUGCCCUUUUGUCCUUCACGUCAUGCAACGCUUACCUCACGAUUCUCUCUACAUCACUACUCUACCGCCAUUUGUCUACCAUCAUUCUUCUCUCAAUUUGUCCUUCAACGCCUAGAAUUCAUCUCGCGGUUCCCUUUCAUCAUCUAACAUACAAUGGCUAGGUGCUAUUACGACAGUUAUACCGGCCGCCGCCAAUGUUAUCGCAGCGCAUGGAAUGACUGGGUUCGUUGGGUUGUUCUCGCUGUCAUAAUAGUUGGAUUCUUCCUGCUAUUCAUGCUCUGCUCAUGCAUUACUGCCCGUCGCCGACGCAAAGCAGGUCGCCAACCCUUCUAUGGAACUGGGUGGGCGGCGCGACCUUACAACGGCACCAACAAUGCGCAACCCUACUACAACAACCAGUACAACCAGAACCAGCCAGCACCACCGUACUCCCAGCAACCCCAAAACAACGGCUACUACGGCGCAAACCAAGGUUACUAUGGCCAGCAGCAGUAUGGCCAGCAACCGUACGGCCAGCAGAAUGGUGUCGAACUUCAACAGCCACAAGCCACAUACAACCGCGGAGGCGACAACGAAUACGCUCCCCCGGCUGGCCCACCUCCCGGCAAAGGUGACGGCAUCAUCCGAUAGAGCGCAUUUGGGUCCUUGUCGGAUUCAUGCAUCGGCAUGACUCGAUGUACCGAAACGAGCAAAUGAUGGUCGCGGAGUCUAGAGAGCAAACGGCGUUCGUUUCAUGUUUCAUACGUUAUCGAUCUUUUUUUCGGGGUAGGGCUUAGGCUUGGGCUGUACAUUGUCAUUGGAUUUUUUUUU